AUGUCCGCCGACACAAGACCAAUAUCGCCCGCCCGGUUCGCCGCCGCCCUCAAAGACCUCUCCACGCCCAUGCUGCGCCUCAAAGUGCUCGAGAUCCGCAACUCCAUCGCCCACCUCCGAUACUCCAACGACCAGCUGAGACCCUUCGCCGAGGGCUCGGCCACGGCCCUCGGCCGCGAACAAGCCAGCAGCGACCCGGCACGCCGCGAGCCCGACCAGGACUGCGUCGACGCCAUCCGGGAAAACGAGCUUGUCAUCGACCGCAUGGCUCGGCGCAUCGCCCUGGUCCGCGCCGAGGUGGAGCAGCGCGGCGCGAGCUGGGCCGAGUUCCAGAGCAAAGAAGAAGAAGAAGAAGAAGCAGAAGCGGCGGCCGCUGAUGCGGCCCAGGCGGCAACGACGGAAACCCACAUCAACGGCCACGCAGAUUCUCAGCAGACUCCUCACGCGGCCGCCCGCCACCCGGCUUGGACGGACGGCACCUUUCAGUCCGGGACGAUUCGCAACGGUCAAAUCCGCGUGGACGACCAACCGGGUGGUGCAGGGCGUGGCGCCCGCUCGUCAGGGGGCACAGUGAGCGAUGAGGAGUUGAGACGGGCCAUGGAAGCACGAAUGCGAGACCCAAGGAGCUACGAUGACGGCGGCGACGGCGGCAGCGGCAGCGGCAGCGAAGGAGCUGGUGUGCAUCUGUGA
Messenger RNA from Ustilaginoidea virens, 690 nucleotides. RefSeq lists its product as uncharacterized. The coding region runs from base 1 to 690 and encodes 229 amino acids. The transcript has a single exon. The record is from RefSeq and is a predicted model, not a curated record. NCBI's taxonomy places the organism in Eukaryota, Fungi, Ascomycota, Sordariomycetes, Hypocreales, Clavicipitaceae. Gene Ontology annotation, molecular function: protein-macromolecule adaptor activity. Gene Ontology annotation, biological process: proteasome regulatory particle assembly.